AGCUCUACUACAGUCUGCUUUGUUAACCGGCAGUCGAAACGUGUGUAUAUGUGUGUGGUAUUUUACAAGGCGUUCACACGAAUCUAAGACGUUCGUUUGUGGAUAGUUAACUUUUAAUUGCAAGUAUUUGUUUAUUUGGACAUUACUAGAGCAUUGUUUAUGUCCAUUGCACGUGUGUUAUGAUACAUAUUGAGUACGGAUACUUUUAAUUGGCCAAAACAUUUCUAUUGUGCUAUUUUAGGGGAUGUAAAAAUUGUAUAAGGAGUUAUUUUCAUAGAAAGAUCGAUGAGUUGAUGUAAGGAAUAUUCGUCCACCGUAUCGGGGAUGUGACCGUUUAUUUUCUCAGGAAUUUAAGUUCUUUUAUGGUGUGUGAAUGUUCUAUGGUUUGUCUAUUUAUACCUGAAGUUUCAAGGAAUUUUAAGGUGACUUAAAACCUCGCACACAACUCAAGAUGUAUCCCAACAGGCACCCGGCUCCACAUCAGCCAAGCCAGCCUUUUAAGUUCACGGUGGCAGAGUCAUGCGAUCGAAUCAAAGAAGAAUUCAGUUUUCUACAAGCACAAUAUCACACUUUAAAAAUGGAGUGUGAAAAAUUAGCCCAAGAGAAAACAGAAAUGCAAAGACACUAUGUCAUGUACUAUGAAAUGUCCUAUGGUCUCAAUGUUGAAAUGCACAAACAGACUGAAAUUGCCAAACGAUUGAAUGCAAUAUGUGCUCAAGUCAUUCCAUUUCUCUCUCAGGAGCAUCAACAGCAGGUUGCAGCUGCAGUCGAGCGUGCGAAACAAGUCACCAUGACAGAACUCAACCAGAUAAUUGGGCAACAGAUGCAGGCAGGCCAACAUCUAGCAGGUCAUGGCCAUGGAGCACCUCCUUUCCCAAUGCCACCUCACCCCCCAGGGCUACAACCCCCACUCCCAGUCUCCAGUGCUGCUAGUCUUUUGGCCCUACAGGGCAGUGGUCUUGGACCCUCACAUCUCCUCCAAAAAGAGGACAAAGAGGACAAACACAACAGAUCUUCUGCCUCUCCCAGUGAAAGGGAAAGAGAAAGGGAGAAGUUUGAACAUAAAUUUAGUGAAAAGUAUAGCAGUCGAAGUAGGACCCCAGAGGUGAACGAAUCCAAAAAGAGGAGAGUCGAGGAGAAGGAAAGGGACAGUGAAGGUGAAAAGUCUGAUCAGGAGCUGGUGGUUGAUGUGGGAGAGGACAGUGCACCUAUGAAUGGGGAUCUUUCUCCCAGGGAAAAGGCAAAAGAUUUAGCCAGCAAGAAGUCGUCAGAUGAUCGGAUCAGUCCCAGGAGUGAUGCUUCAUCACAUGGCAGUUCAACAUCUACAAAACAUAGAGAUUCAAUUCCUAAUGAAAAGGCUUCUACCCCUGUGUCAAAGCCAGCAACCCCCACAAGUUCAGGGAACACCACCCCGGGGCCAUCAAGUGGAAGUGGUGGGGCCAUCAAGCCAGGUGUGAAGUACCCCCUGGCAGGAACAUAUCCUCCUUUUCUGCCCCCAAAUCAUGGCAUGCCUGCUGAUAUUUCAACAAAUUACAGCAAUGGAAUUGGGGCCCUUCACAACAAUAUAUCACCUAACAACAUUACCUUUAACCACCGAAAUCUAUUCCAAGGUGAUCCCCAUGGCAACCCCGCCCAUGCAGCUCAUAUACGACCAGCCCUGGGAAACUCGGCAGGAGGAAAGCCUGCCUACUCGUUCCAUGUGAGUGCUGAUGGACAGAUGCAGCCCGUGCCAUUUCCACCGGAUGCUCUGAUUGGACCUGGAAUUCCUCGCCAUGCCCGACAAAUAAACACACUAAACCAUGGGGAAGUUGUAUGUGCUGUUACCAUAAGUAAUCCAACAAGACAUGUCUAUACUGGGGGAAAGGGUUGUGUAAAAGUUUGGGACAUCAGUCAGCCUGGAAACAAGAGCCCUAUUUCUCAGUUGGACUGUCUGCAAAGAGAUAACUACAUCAGAUCAAUCAAGUUACUCCAGGAUGGGAGGACCCUAAUUGUGGGAGGAGAAGCAAGCACCCUGUCUAUAUGGGAUUUAGCUGCUCCCACUCCACGCAUAAAGGCAGAGCUUACUUCAAGUGCUCCAGCAUGCUAUGCUCUAGCGAUCAGCCCCGAUUCCAAAGUUUGCUUCAGCUGUUGUAGUGAUGGUAAUAUUGCGGUUUGGGACCUUCACAACCAGACAUUGGUGCGACAGUUCCAAGGACAUACAGACGGUGCCAGUUGUAUCGACAUCUCUCCUGAUGGCACUAAAUUAUGGACUGGUGGGCUGGACAAUACAGUCCGUUCAUGGGAUCUCAGAGAGGGAAGACAGUUAAAGCAACAUGACUUCAGUUCUCAGAUCUUCUCCCUUGGCUACUGUCCAACUGGCGAAUGGCUAGCUGUAGGAAUGGAGAGCAGCAAUGUGGAGGUCCUCCACUGCAGUAAGCCAGACAAGUAUCAGCUCCACCUCCAUGAAAGCUGUGUGCUGUCCCUCAAGUUUGCCUACUGUGGCAAGUGGUUUGUCAGCACAGGCAAGGACAACCUCCUCAAUGCCUGGAGGACUCCUUAUGGGGCCAGCAUAUUCCAGUCCAAAGAGUCCUCUUCAGUGUUAAGCUGUGACAUUUCCACUGAUGAUAAAUACAUAGUCACUGGCUCCGGCGACAAGAAGGCCACAUUGUACGAAGUCAUCUUUUAAUCCAGAAGUCUAGCGGGGUAAAAAACUGUUUACGUUCUUUGUUUUCCCUUGAAGAACUAAUCCAUUGUCUACUACAGACCUAUUAGAAUGGCAGAACAAUGUGAAAAAUGGCAAAAUCAUGUAGGGAUCUUAAGAAAUCCAGAAAAAAUAUGCAGAGCAAUCAUACUAUAUGAUGUGUAUUUAUCUUCCGAAUGAUUUGGAAAUGACUGCUGCAAAAAUAAGCUGCCAUCUUGGUUUAUGCUUGAGUAGGAUAGAUUACCAUGUCAAAUGAAAUGGAUAUUUGGUGCAUAAUUAUAAUUAUCAAAGAGUUGGAUGAGAGAAGAAGAGCAUAAUGAGUUCCUGCUGGUAGGGAUAGGAGAGCUUGUUUAAUUAAGCCAACCUGGGGUUGUGUGUACCAGACAUUUGCAGAUAGUGAAAAAAAAACUUGGGAAUUGUUGUUAAGACAAAAGCUAUAGAGUUUUCUCCAUGAGAAUUUCUGGCAUUUAUUGCGUAGCGACCAAAGUGUGGUUUGAAAUGUGCAGGAGGAAAAUUGCUUGUGACACGAAGUCAAGAGAAAGGAUUUACUGUUAGCUUAUUCGUUGGAUGUGUCGGACAGAUGCUUGUAAUUAUCUGAAUUGCACAGAUAAAAUAUACAAGUAAAACAAACAUUUAUCUGAUGCAGAUCUCAGAAGGUAGUGCUAUUAUACAGUGAAGAGAGAGAUUUCUUGUGUAUACAGUAGCAAGGAGUGAAGAAAAUACAAUGGCUUGUACAAAUGUGAUUAGUUUUUUUUUUUUAAUUCUUGCCCCCCAUUCGUAGUAGUCCCUGUGAUUUUCUCUAAAUAAAAAAAGAAAAUGUGUGACAAAUUUAGUAUUUUUUGAAAAGUUUAUGUUAAUGCAUUUUUUCUUUUGAUUAUGAAAUACUCGUGAAUGUGUUGUUGUGAACAUGAACUAAUUCUAGUUGUAAAAUUGUCUGGUAUUAUGAAUAUUGGACAGACUGUGGCAGUUUAUGUCAGUGACAGCUUUUUCCAUUCUAGUGUAUGGCAAGUGUAAUGAUGUUUCCUUGUUGAAAAGGGAGAUAUGUCAAAACUAGUUGAUGUAAGCAUUUAACAUUUAAUAAAUCCAUGAUUGUGAAAGUGUCUUGAUGAUUUU
Messenger RNA from Saccostrea echinata, 3793 nucleotides. Its product is annotated as transducin-like enhancer protein 4. The transcript is spliced from 20 exons. The coding region runs from base 452 to 2665 and encodes 737 amino acids. Gene Ontology annotation, cellular component: nucleus; transcription regulator complex. Gene Ontology annotation, biological process: regulation of DNA-templated transcription; negative regulation of canonical Wnt signaling pathway. The record is from RefSeq and is a predicted model, not a curated record. Gene Ontology annotation, molecular function: protein binding; transcription corepressor activity. Lineage: Eukaryota; Metazoa; Mollusca; Bivalvia; Ostreida; Ostreidae.